GAUCUGAUAUGCAAUGCUUCGGUUAGUGACAGGCUGUAGUCGAAUAUCCCCUUCAAUCGUUGUGGCUCGAAGUAUUCUUAAUACCGGCUUGCGAUGGAGCAGUAGCGGCGCAACACUGGUUUACCCGCCGUCACCCUCAGCUCAGCACUCUGACUUGGCAACUUUCUUAUCAUAUUCAAAACGCACAGGGCUGGACGAAAAGUCGACAGUGUAUGUAGGAACGCAUUAUGAAUACACCGUGGCCGAUACUUUGACCAAGUACGGCUUUUCGCUGCAAAGAGUGGGCGGCGCAUCAGACUACGGCAUCGACCUACUUGGAACAUGGGCUGUCCCGCCCCCAGAUCAGGCUGGCGGUGCCAAUGGACACGGCGAGGAUACUAUACGGAUGAUCAUUCAGUGCAAGGCGGGCGGGAGUCAACGGUCAGGGCCGCAGCAUAUACGUGAGCUCGAGGGUGCGUUUGCUGGUGCUCCUCCAGGCUGGCGUACCUCUGCCCCUGGGGCUGGGCGCGUCAUGGCCCUUCUGGUAGCAGAGAGAGCUGCCACAAAGGGUGUACAGGAUGCUCUAGGCCGCAGCAAGUGGCCAAUGGGAUAUGUCUUUUGCGAAGGCAACGGCUCAGUCAGGCAGAUACUAUGGAAUGCGCGGGCAACUGAGCUUGGGCUGGAGGGCGUGGAGAUUGGGACACGGCACGUUGGCGGCGAAAAGGAGCUGGUGAUAAUGAGGCAGGGCAGACGGGUUGCUUUCAAAAGCUAAAUAUUUGGAGAAAUUUUGUGUAAAUACGUGUAAUAUUACCAGUCUUUUAUAUAUUGCUACGGGUCUUUUCACAGGCGACUUUUAUUCGUCUGAUCCAUCAGGAAGGGCCUAACUCGGCGCAGCAUAGCAUAGGGUAGCGCGCAUGACCGGCG
[Torrubiella] hemipterigena is the source of this 903-nucleotide messenger RNA. The record is from the annotation of a GenBank genome assembly. NCBI's taxonomy places the organism in Eukaryota, Fungi, Ascomycota, Sordariomycetes, Hypocreales, Clavicipitaceae.